AGUGAACUCUGCUCCAGGCAACAACCGCGUCCGGGACAAUGAAAUUCUUAUAUCCAUCCGGGAACUACUAGACAGUUCUGGUUGAUUGACUUCCAUACUUUCUCUUUAUUUCCGCAAGGUUUGGAACUGGGGUUGUGUUCGAAAGUCGUGAUCUCAUUGUAAUGAUUCAGUACACUCGGACAUCUUUGAAUCACCUUGAAAACACAACCAUUUGAGGUAGCCAGUGUGACGCUUUCACAAUGAAUACCAACAGACGAUCCAGAUCACCAGAUGAAGAGGCAUUGGAAGAAGACCAACACCAGUACGGGGCUGGUACUCUAAGCCUGGAAGAACUUGAUGAACACUUCCCAAACAGACCACGAAACCAUUCCAAGACCUUUCCCUUCUCCGACCUCUUCCGCACCCUCUUCAACCCCCUCAUCGACUGCAAACCCUCCACCUCCGGCACCGUCCGCGGCCCCAAACCCGGCCGAGGCGGCCACUUCUCCAAGGUAUCCUACCAUGAACAGCGCCGCCACAUCAUCGAGCGCUUCAUGUUGCGCUGGCGCUCCGAAGUCGGCAACGACUUCUACCCGGCUAUGCGCCUCAUCCUGCCAGACAAGGACCGCGACCGCGGCGUUUAUGGGUUGAAAGAGAACACCAUCGGCAAGCUGCUGGUCAAAGUCAUGAAGAUUGAUCGGAACUCUGAAGAUGGGUAUAACCUCAUGCACUGGAAGCUUCCCGGGGGUGGACAGAGUGGGAUCAGUAGGUCUGUGGGCGACUUUGUGGGGCGCUGUUUCGAGAUAGUUAGCAAGCGCGCGAUGUGUGCUCAACCUGGGGGGAUGACGAUCGCGGAUGUGAAUGUCAUGUUGGAUAGGCUGGCGGGCGCCAGCGGGGAGGCGGAGCAGUUGCCUAUUUUUGAGGAGUUUUAUCGGGGGAUGAAUGCGGAGGAGAUGAUGUGGUUGGUGAGGAUCAUAUUGAAGGAUAUGAAGGUGGGCGCGACGGAGAGGACUUUUCUGAACCUGUGGCAUCCGGAUGCCGAGGCGCUGUUUAGUGUGAGUUCGAGCUUGAGGAGGGUGUGCUGGGAGCUGUAUGAUCCGGAGUUUAGGCUGGAACAGCACGAGACGGGGAUCAAGUUGAUGCAGUGUUUCCAGCCGCAGCUGGCGCAGUUUCAGAUGACGACCACGUUUGAGAAGUUGGUGAAGAAUUUGGGUGUGACGGAGGAGAACCAGGAGUUUUGGAUCGAGGAGAAGCUGGAUGGUGAGAGGAUGCAGAUGCAUAUGCAGGAGGAUGAUACCGUGCCCGGAGGAUUUCGGUUUGCGUUUUGGUCGAGAAAGGCGAAGGAUUAUACUUAUCUUUAUGGUGAAAGCUUGGGAGACGAGCAGUCUGCGCUUACACGGCACCUUCACAAGGCCUUCGAUGACGGCGUGCGGAACUUGAUCCUCGACGGCGAGAUGAUUACUUGGGAUAUCGAUAUCGACAAGAUGGUGCCCUUUGGAACGCUCAAGACGGCCGCGUUGGAGCAGCAGAAGAACCCGUCCAAAGCCGGUCCUCGUCCCCUCUACCGUGUCUUCGACAUCCUGCUCCUAAACGACAAGCCUCUUACUGAGUACACCCUCAACGACCGGCGGAGAGCCCUUGAACGCGCCGUCGUCGGUGUCCACCGCCGCUUGGAGAUUCUUCCCUUUGAGCGAGCCACCUCCCCAGACGCCAUCGAGCCCCUUCUGCGACGGGUCGUGGCCGAAGCAUCAGAGGGCCUAGUCCUCAAGAACCCGCGCUCUCGCUAUUCACUCAACAGCCGCAACAACGACUGGAUCAAGGUGAAACCCGAAUACAUGUCUGAGUUCGGCGAAUCACUCGACUGUGUAGUAGUAGGCGGCUACUUCGGCUCCGGCCGACGCGGCGGCACGCUCUCCUCGUUCCUGUGCGGUCUGCGUGUGUCCCAGAACUUUAUUAAAAGUGGCAAAGCCGCCACCGCCGAGAAGUGUCUCUCCUUCUUCAAAGUCGGCGGCGGCUUCAAAGCCGAGGACUACGCCGAGAUCCGGCACCACACCGAAGGGAAAUGGCACGACUGGGACCCUUCCAGUCCACCCACAGAAUACAUCGAGCUCGGCGGCGGGGACCGUUUGCAGUACGAGAAGCCGGACGUGUGGAUCCGACCGAGCGACUCGGUCGUCAUCUCCGUCAAGGGGGCCAGCAUCACGCCGUCGGACCAGUUCGCCAUGGGCUGGACGCUGCGGUUCCCGCGGUUUCGAAAGCUGCGGCUGGAUCGCGCGUGGGACUCGGCGCUGGACAUGGACGAGUUUGAAGCGCUGAGGGGAAAGAUCAAGGACCAGGAACAGGAAAGGAAGAAGAUGGAGAUGGAGAAUCGCAAGCGGAAACCGGCGACCAAGCGCGCGAGGAAGGAUCUGGUUAUUGCGGGUAUGUCGGAUCCCUAUUCGUUGGCAUCUUCUUCUGCUACACCGGUGAUUGUUGCACCGAGAGAGACAAGAGAGGCAAGCACCCACUUGUUCAAAGACUUGGACUUUUGCGUCCUUUCGGAGUCUCUUAAACCAAACAAGAUGGCUAAGCCGGCGCUGGAGAAACUUAUCAAAGACCACGGUGGCCGCAUCCAUCAGCAGGUUAUGGACCGACGCUCUGGUGAGGGGAAGAAGAUAAUCAUCCCUAUAGCAGAUAAGAACGUGGUCAAAGUGGCUAGUCUGAAGAAAGCCAUGCCGGAGAUGGAUAUUAUCAGGCCUAAAUGGAUCUUUGACUGUCUUGCGCAGCCAAUGUCACAAAAAGAAAAGGGAUAUCUCCUCCCCUUCGAAACCUCCCACCUCUUCCACGCCGGCAGCGAACAAACGCAAGAAGAAGCGGAACAAGCAGCAGAUAAAUUUGGAGAUAGCUACACCCGUGACUUGGCAGAUACAAAUGAGUUGAAGGCGGUUAUGGAUGGUAUUGAGUCUGAUGAUUAUGUUUCUGAUUCUGACUGGGAUUCGGACUCUGGCGGAGGAAGGGGAGUGGGUGGUGGGUUUGACGUGAACUAUUUUCUUGACCACUUGGAAGCGCAGGGGACUUCGCUGGAUGAGUUACGGUCGUUUAUGUUCCGGAGGUGUAGGGUUUUCUUUGCUCUAGCUAGCAACGGCACCAGCGAUGGGACAUCGGCAGCAGUCGUCUGUGAAAACAAAGCCUUGAGACUAAAGAACUAUGUACGAUUUGGGAACGGGAAGGUAGUUGACGAGCUGGAGACGGCGACGCAUGUGGUUGUUGUUACUGCUUCUUCUGGUUCUGGGGCAGGAGAGGAGAGUAAGAAUGCAAAGACUGAAGAGAGAGAGAUGGCGGCGGAGAUUCGGUAUAAGAUUAGCUUGGGAGAGAUGGGAAGUCCGGUGCCGAGGAUCGUGAAGGGGGAAUGGGUGGAGGAGUCGUGGAAGGAGGGGACGGUGGUUGAUGAGGAGGGGUAUGUGGCUGGGUGAACUUGAUGUUUACCUACUGAGGAAGUGGUAUCUAAGGUUGUGGUUAUGUGAUGUUGGUGUUGGGAGGGCAACGGAUGGUUCUGUUUUCAGGUUAUUGGGUGCCUUUAGUUUGAAUUGGCGCCAGAAAGGGGCGUCUAAUGAAUGGUAACUGGUUUUGUUGAUAUUGCAUGGUGUUUCUCCAUGGAAACGAACCUUUUGCUUGUUUUCCUUUGCAAGUGCCUGCUCAAGGCGACUGUCUUGAAGGCUGCUUUGAAAUCGUUUUGGCGGCUACUUUCGCCUUCUGCACAAGAAACGUCUUGACUUCAC
Molecule: messenger RNA, 3737 nt
Organism: Neurospora tetraspora
Lineage: Eukaryota; Fungi; Ascomycota; Sordariomycetes; Sordariales; Sordariaceae
Product: DNA ligase 4
Exons: 2
Coding region: 240-3431 (1063 amino acids)
Biological process (GO): double-strand break repair via nonhomologous end joining; DNA biosynthetic process; nucleotide-excision repair, DNA gap filling
Cellular component (GO): DNA ligase IV complex
Molecular function (GO): DNA binding; DNA ligase (ATP) activity; ATP binding
Source: RefSeq, a predicted model, not a curated record